Molecule: messenger RNA, 1119 nt
Organism: Mercurialis annua (annual mercury)
Lineage: Eukaryota; Viridiplantae; Streptophyta; Magnoliopsida; Malpighiales; Euphorbiaceae
Product: peroxidase 64-like
Exons: 4
Coding region: 1-954 (317 amino acids)
Biological process (GO): hydrogen peroxide catabolic process; response to oxidative stress
Cellular component (GO): plasmodesma; plant-type cell wall
Molecular function (GO): peroxidase activity; heme binding
Source: RefSeq, a predicted model, not a curated record
AUGGCUUCCACUCUUGCAUUGCUCUUGUGCUCAAUUCUGAUGGCUUCAGUACUUCCACUAGGAUACACAUUGAGCUUGAAUUACUAUGAAAAAACAUGUCCUAACGUGGACACAAUUGUUACAAAUGCUGUCAAGAAUGCAAUGAUGAGAGACAAAACAGUCCCUGCAGCUCUACUUAGAAUGCAUUUCCAUGAUUGUUUCAUAAGGGGCUGUGAUGCUUCAGUGCUGUUAGAUUCAAAAGGUAGCAGCAAGGCAGAGAAAGAUGGUCCACCUAAUGUCUCGUUACACGCCUUUUUUGUCAUCGACAAUGCGAAGAAAGACGUGGAAGCUUCGUGCCCUGGUGCGGUGUCUUGUGCUGAUAUUUUGGCUUUGGCUGCAAGAGAUGCAGUUGCACUUUCUGGAGGACCAACAUGGGAUGUUCCUAAAGGUAGAAAGGACGGGAGGACGUCGCUGGCAAGCGAGACACGACAAUUGCCAGCUCCGACUUUUAAUAUCUCUCAGCUGCAACAAAGCUUUUCACAAAGAGGUCUGUCCAUGAGCGAUCUAGUGGCUCUGUCAGGCGGGCACACUCUAGGUUUUUCGCACUGUUCGUCCUUCCAAAACAGAAUCCACAAUUUUAACGCAACUCAUGACAUAGACCCGACAAUGCAUCCCUCAUUUGCUGCAAGCUUAAGGAGUGUUUGCCCAAAACAAAACAAGGCGAAGAAUGCCGGUGCCACCAUGGAUCCUUCCUCAACAACUUUUGAUAACACAUAUUAUAAGUUGAUCCUACAAGGGAGAAGCCUGUUCUCUUCAGACCAAGCUCUGCUCACAAGUACAGGGACUAAAAAUUUAGUUUCCAAGUUUGCUACCUCCAAAGAUGAUUUCUUAAAAGAAUUUGUAAAAUCUAUGAUCAAAAUGAGUAGCAUAACAGGUGGCCAGGAAAUUAGGAAGAACUGCAGGUUGGUGAAUUAAGGAUCUCUUAGUCAAGUUUUAACUGUGUGAGAUGAACAAUUGAUCAACACAGUUACUUUCAUUCGCUUGUUCGAUAAGAACAUACGAAGUCUAUAUAAGUGAUAGUGAUAAUGAACAAUUAUUUGUAUGAGAUUAUUUUUAAAAAUGAAGCAUAGUAUUUCCUUA